AUGGCGGAGGGCGCGCUCCUGCACUCAUGUGCCGUGUAUUUGUACCUCUAUGACGAUGCCAGCGGCUCGUACACGCAGCAGACAGAUGCGGCUGUGGGAUGUGCACUCCUGGCGGGAGAACGUGCGGCGCAGAGCGGCUCAGACGCCUUCUCCCUGUUACUAUACGACACACAAAAGGCGCCACUCCUGCAGCUUCCCGUGACGCCCAGUGCGCGCUUCGUUCCUCAGAAAGAUAAUUACGUGAACUUCUACGAGCGCCAGACACAGCGAAAUUUCGCUAUGCGCUUCAAGGACGCAGUUACGAGUGAAGCAUUCAUGUCCGCAGUGUCCUACGCCAAGGCUCAGGUUUUAGUGCACUCCAGCAAGUCCUACGACCGCCACAAGCCCGCAGUACUGGUAGACCAAUUAUCUAUCGGUAAGGAAGACGCCGCUCCGCUGAAUUUUGGCGACGUGGCGGGUGUCACGAUCAAGAAAUGGCAGGGCACGAUUGAGCAGCGAGAGAGCUUCUUCUCGGCCAAUCCGCUGGAGAUUGAGCAGCAACCACCGACUGAGGCUAACGGUGAUGUGAAGAGGAUUAAGUUACAAGAAGGAGCGAGUGAAAUGGACCCUUUUACGAGGAUUCUGGCCACGGAGGCACUCGUGGGCAUGCAAAAGAUGGGGAAGAGACUUGUGACCGUGACGUUCCCGGAGACAAGCGAGUGGGUUAUCGCAGAGAUGGAAUUGGUCAAAGUGAAGAAGAACACCAAGUCCAGCGCAGCUACAGCAGAGCAUAGCGUGGAGGCCGACGAAGCACAGGAACAGGGUCAUGACGAGUUGGUGAAGCGCAUGGCGAGUUUAUCUCGCAUGGGAAGUCAGAGCUCGGGAUUGAUUGCAAGUGUGAAGACGAAACUGGACAGUCGCGCUUCAAUGGAGCCUAAUGGAGAGAUUGAUACGUCCCUAACGCGAGCAUCUUCACUUGGACAGCAGUCUGCAGAUCCUCCUGCUGGUUACGUUCCAGUAUUGCUAGCAGGGCUUCAGUUACCAGGUGAACGACCAGGAUCACUCCGCAAUUUACAUAGUGAAAUUCAGACACAAGUGCAGCAGGAAGCUGCGUCGCCCCCUCAUGCGACAUCGCUAGCUGCUAAGGUGAUCGAGCCACUGAAGCAUCAGACUGAAAACACUAACUUGGGGACAGAAGGCGGAACAAAGUUGGUGUCGCUGUCAAGCGACAUGGAACGUCUGAUGAAGGAGCAGUCGGACUUGGCGCGACUUCGUGAACAACUGGAAGAGAGUAAACGCAAGCUUCAAUCUGAGGACACAAACUCCAGUGAACCACCAGCUGGAUCGUCAAAUGGUUCUGGUGGUAAUAUGUCAAGCUUGACGGAGUACAAACCGACGCAAGAUAAACCAGCUCCAUUCAAACCAUCAGCUUUUGCGCUGAUGGGCUCCAGCGCACCACCUAUCGGGACUUCAUCGUCGUAUACGCCAAGUACUAGUAGAUGGACUCCGCCAAAGCUUGAUAUGGUGCCGUCCUUCUCGCCGUCUGCGUUUAUCCCUCCUUCACAGCCACCCCCGGCACUUCCUCCAGUACCCAGUGCAUUCUCGUCAUCCCUAACACCGUACACGACCUCGUCUUUCCCUUCAUAUUCAUCGACGCCAAAAUCUGGAUCGUCUCCGGAUGUCGAGAAUGGUAUUAUUCGUCUGCAGCGAUCAUCAACGUCGAUCGAGUCCACGUUACACGACCUCCAAUCGAAGAUGGAUCGCCUGUUGAACUCCCAACACUCGAUGAGAUCAACCAAGUUUGUUCCAAGCUCUAGCAAAUAUAGCGGCGGCUCGUCGUUAUCGGCUUCAUCUUCGUCGUCGUCUUCUAUGCUGCUGAAGAAUCUGGAAAAGGCGCUAGCUCAGCGGGAUGAGCUCCAGGCAACGAACUCUCGUCUUGAGGAAGCGAACAGCGAGCUCGAAGCGAAUGUGGAAGAGCUGCAAAGUCAACACGAAUCUCUUCAAAUGGAGAACCGAUCUUUACUGGAUAAGCUGCAGAACGGCAACCACUUGCAACAGGAGAAGUUCCGCUUGGAAUUGCGCAGCGUUCAGCAACAGUUGAGCCAUACGCAGGAGCAAAUGCUAGUGUAUCAGGAAGAGAACUUCCAGCUUCGAGCUCAGUUGGCUGCGAAGGACGAACAGCUUGCCAAGGAGAAGACAAAGCUGCAAGAAGAUACACAGAAGCAGCUUGAACAGCUCCAGCGACAGCUUGAAGACGAAGUUCGUCAAGGCUCGAAGGAUUCGAUGGAGAGGAUGGCGACGGAGAAGGCCGCACUUGAAGCGCAAGUCGCAGAGUUGACAGCGCAGAAGAAACAGUGGGAUGUAGAGCGCGAGAUGAUGAACAAUCGACUGACUCAAGCUCAGAGUCAACAGGUGCAACUUCAAGACGAAACAACCAAGUCUCAGGCGGCUCAGAACUCGCGUGUGCAGGAACUACUGGCGCGUGUUCAGCAGCUCGAGGGCGAAUACAAAAUGUUGAAGCAGCAAGCAGAGGGUUUCCACUCUGAAGCGCGACACUUAGAGGAGUUGUUAGCUUCGAAGGAGCACGAAAUGGCCCAGCUACAAUCCGCUAGAAACGAUCAAGAGUACGCGGCGUUGAGUGAACUCUUCAAGGAGUUCAUGAACGAUAUUUACUUCCAUUUCCAGGACGCUUUCGAUGAAGACACCGAGUUCACGGGCAAAGAGAUUGUCAUGGCUAUCCGCAAGAUCCUGAAGCAGAACACGAUGGAUAUCCUGGCGAAACUGGAGGAAUUCUACCGACAGCAGGCAACGCAUCGGCAAUGA
Phytophthora nicotianae INRA-310 is the source of this 2802-nucleotide messenger RNA. RefSeq lists its product as hypothetical. The transcript has a single exon. The record is from RefSeq and is a predicted model, not a curated record. The coding region runs from base 1 to 2802 and encodes 933 amino acids. Lineage: Eukaryota; Oomycota; Peronosporomycetes; Peronosporales; Peronosporaceae.